Molecule: messenger RNA, 1901 nt
Organism: Neopsephotus bourkii (Bourke's parrot)
Lineage: Eukaryota; Metazoa; Chordata; Aves; Psittaciformes; Psittacidae
Gene: PRKAG3
Product: protein kinase AMP-activated non-catalytic subunit gamma 3
Exons: 12
Coding region: 139-1242 (367 amino acids)
Source: RefSeq, a predicted model, not a curated record
CCUAAGCCCAGCCUGCAUGUGCACCCUAAAAGGAGGGUCCCCUCUGUCUGGCUUGGGGGGUCAGGGCAGCAGAGUGGGUGCAGGCAGCAUCUGGGGGGGGCUGGCUCCUGAUGACACCCUUGCUAUGUGCCCCCUCAGAUGGCGUUGCUGGAUGCGGCUGCCAGCCCUGAGGAGGAAGGAUUCCCAGAAGCUUUGUGCCCCAGGGAGGAGGAGGAAGAAGAGGACAGACAAAGGAACCCAAGGCCUGUCACCUUCUCACUGGGCAACAUGAUGGUGGGACUGGGCCCAGAGAGCGAAUUCCAGAGCCCUGAUGCUGAGGUCUACAUGCACUUCAUGAGGAGCCAUUGCUGCUACGAUGCCAUCCCCACCAGCUGCAAACUCGUUGUCUUUGACACCUCCCUGGAGAUCAAGAAAGCCUUUGUGGCACUGGUGGCCAACGGGGUGCGAGCGGCCCCGCUCUGGGACAGCAAGACACAGAGCUUUGUGGGGAUGCUCACCAUCACCGAUUUCAUCAACAUCCUCCACCGCUACUACCGCUCGCCCCUGGUUCAGAUCUACGAGGUGGAGGAGCACAAGAUUAAGACCUGGAGAGACGUAUACCUGCAGGGCUCCCUCAAGCCACUGGUCUACAUCUCCCCAAGCAGUAGCCUCUUCGACGCUGUCUAUUCUCUGAUCAAGCACAAGAUCCACCGCCUGCCCGUCAUUGAGCCCGUCUCAGGCAACGUCCUGCACAUCCUCACACACAAGCGCAUCCUCAAGUUCCUCCACAUCUUCGGCUCCACCAUCCCCAAGCCACACUUCCUGAAGAGAACAGUGCAGGAGCUGUGUGUUGGUACCUUCCGCGAUGUGGCUGUUGUGCAUGAGACUGCCCCCAUCUACUCUGCUCUGGAGAUCUUUGUGGACCGCCGCGUCUCAGCCCUGCCCGUCAUCAAUGAUGCUGGGCGAGUGGUCGGCCUCUACUCCCGGUUUGACGUCAUUCACCUGGCUGCCCAGAAGACCUACAACAACCUGGACAUCAGCGUGCGGGAGGCGCUGCAGCAGCGCACUGUCUGCCUGGAGGGUGUCCUAACCUGCUACCCCCAUGAAACCAUGGAGGACAUCAUUGACCGCAUCACCAAGGAGCAGGUCCAUCGCCUGGUUCUGGUGGAUGAGAACCAGUACCCGCGGGGCAUUGUUUCCCUCUCCGACAUCCUCCAGGCCCUUGUGCUCACUCCGGCAGGUAUCGAUGCUCUUAACUCUUAGCCCACGACGCUCGACUUUCUCCACUUGCACCUUCCAUUUCUCUCCAGUUCAGGCACCGACCGAUCCUCACUCUCAAGACACCAGGGAAGUGCCACCGUCUAGGCUGAUGUGGGGCCCACUUUCAUGGCUCUGGGUCCGUGGAAGGAGUCCCGGGCUCCGGAGGCUCUCUGCGGGGAGGACCUGCCUGCCCAUCGCAGUCCUGGGGCUCGUCUUGAGUCUGGGGUCACAUCCUGCUGGCCUCGGGGAGGCAGCGAGCAGGGAAAAGGGACCCAGAGAUGCCUCCCGCCAGCAAGCACACAGUGAUGCUCGAUGGGCACUGUGCCCGAGGAGCUGCACAUGCCCACAGCUGGGCACGGGGACCCACACAGCCCCUUGGGACUUGGCCACUCUGCUCCUGUCCUGCUGCUGGAUUGGAGCGCUUUGGCCAUGGCUCCAUCCCCAGCAAGCGCAGUCCUGCCGGCUGCGCCCGGUGCCUGGCAGCGUGGGCUCAGCUGCACACACAGGCUUCUUACAGCAGGGUCACGCGGGGCUGGAGGUGCCUGGAGCUGGCGCCAGGACAGGCACUUGCAUGGGGACCCUGUGAACGGUUUGGGGUGUGCCGGGGGGUAUUUGGUUACUUUCUGGUCUGUUCAGCCUUGUUGUAACAAAGCAGCCUGCUC